AUGGAUAAGGCUGAGAAAUGUCAAAAUUUAUGGAGCCAUAGUGCCCCUCCAAUUCAAGAUGGAAUUGACAUUCUUCACGAUCGGGAUGCCGAGAAGAUCUUACCUUAUGAAGCGGACGAUUCGCCUUUCCCCGAGGUGCGGGCUGUCAUCCAGCCAGUCAAUGACUUAACGCUGCCUGUGAACACAGUCCGCAUGUGGACUAUUGGUAUUCUGUUUACUAUCGUCGGUAGUGGACUCAACCAGUUCUUCAGCUUGCGACAGCCCAGUGUGAAUAUCAGUGCUCUAGUGGCGCAGUUGUUGGCUUUCCCUCUGGGAUGCGCCUGGGCGAAAUGCAUUCCCAUUGGAGCAUUAAAUCCCGACCGGCAUUUUAAUAUCAAGGAGCAUGCCUUGAUCACAAUUAUGGCCAAGGUCUCUAUUGGCUCUGCUGCUGCCACCCAAGUUAUCGAGGCGCUUGUCAAAUUCUAUAACAUGCCAUCGCAAGGUGGAUUUGAAGUUUUAUUGUGCGUUACUACGCAAUUGUUUGGCUUCGGCUUAGCUGGAAUGGCCUCACGCUGGCUAGUGGGCCCGGCAUCGAUGCUUUGGCCACAGGUGUUGUCAAAUGCGGCACUUCUGACCACUCUUCAUUCUCGCUCCAAUGCUAUUGCAGAUGGCUGGCGGGUCACACGUCUUCGCUUCUUUCUUUAUGUUUUUAUCGGUGGCGCCAUCUGGUACUUCGUCCCGGGAUAUCUCUUCACAGGUCUCAGCACCUUCGCCUUCAUCUGCUGGAUCGUGCCAUCCAAUGUGGUGGUCAAUCAGCUAUUUGGACAAACUACCGGGCUAGGGAUGUCAGUAUUGACCUUUGACUGGGCCCAGGUGGUCUAUGCCAACCAGAGCCCUCUGCUUGUUCCCUUUUGGGCUGGCCUGAACGUGAUGGGAUCAUUUGCGUUCUUCUUUUGGCUUGUGUGCCCCCUCGCUUACUACUCUAACAUCUGGUAUUCUGCACAUCUACCACUGCUAAACUCCAACACUUUCGAUAAUACCGGAGCUCCUUAUAAUACUACUCGUAUCAUGAGCUCGAGCGGAAGUAUCGACCAAACUGCUUAUCGGGACUAUUCGCCCAUGUUUUUGCCGGCCGGCUUCGCAAUCACCUUCGGUGUUGCCUUUGCCAAUUUGACGGGCAUCUUCUUUCAUGUCGCGUUGUAUCAUGGCAAAGACUUGCGGCAACAAUGGAAAGGUACCAGCAAACAAGACGUUCAUGGUCGACUGAUGUCUUCAUAUCGGGCUGUACCUUGGUGGUGGUUUGUUACAGUAUCUGUCUCGAUGUUUGUCUUGAGUGUUGUAACCAACGAAGUGUGGCAUACGGGCCUACCGGCAUGGGGGGUACUUGUGGCAUUCAUGUUACCAGUGCUCUACUUUAUCCCUGUGGGAGUCAUCAAAGCACUCACAAAUAUCAGUAGUAAUCAACUGAAUCUGCUCACGGAAUUCAUUGGCGGAUACGCUUUCCUCGGGCAGCCAGUGGCUAAUAUGGCGUUCAAAUUCUAUGGUUAUGUUGCCGUCCAACAAGGACUCGAAUUUGUGGCUGAUAUGAAGUUGGCUCAUUAUAUGCACAUCGCCCCACGCCUUCUGUUUGUAGCUCAAGGCCUUGCCACACUCAUCGGAGCUAUCGUUCAAUGUGGUGUGACUGUGUUUAUGAUCACCAGAAUUGAUGGUGUGUGCACCCCUGAGGCCGAGGGGAAUUUCAUCUGCCCUCAUGGAAAGGUCACAUACUCUUCGUCUCUCAUCUGGGGCGCUGUUGGGCCAGGCCGAUUGUUUUCUCCCGGUCAGAUAUAUAGCAAUCUGCUUUGGUUUUUCCUGGUCGGACCCGCGGUGGUAGUCAUUACGUUUCUUCUAGGUCGUCGUUGGAAGGCUGCCAAUUAUGUCUCUUGGCCUGUGGCCUUCGGUGCAAUGAGUCUAGUUCCACCCGCUACAGGUAUCAACUUCUCGUCGUGGUGGAUAGUCAACUUGAUAUUCAAUGGUAUACUCCGUCGCCGUAGGCCUGCGUGGUGGUCGAAAUACAAUUAUGUGUUAUCCGCCGCGCUAGACUGCGGCGUUGCAGUCGCGACGGUGAUCAUCUUCUUUUGCAUAACUCUCCCAGCAGGCUCAUUGAGCUGGUGGGGGAAUAAUGUGUCGGAAACCACGGCCGACGGCAAAGGAACACCCUACAUGGGUUUACCAGCGGAAGGCUACUUUGGCCCCCCAAAGGGAACUUGGGAGUGA
Penicillium coprophilum is the source of this 2235-nucleotide messenger RNA. RefSeq names its product Tetrapeptide transporter OPT1/isp4. Gene Ontology annotation, molecular function: oligopeptide transmembrane transporter activity. Bases 1 to 2235 code for a protein of 744 amino acids. The record is from RefSeq and is a predicted model, not a curated record. The transcript has 6 exons. Gene Ontology annotation, biological process: transmembrane transport. Lineage: Eukaryota; Fungi; Ascomycota; Eurotiomycetes; Eurotiales; Aspergillaceae.